AUGGUCGUUGAAUCCUCCGACAAACAAACCGAAUCCUGGUCCGAGGACCCUGAGAAUAUUUCCGAUUCUAAGGAUGCGCUUGCUGCAGCUGGAUUUGAGGAUCCCGACGCAGGAUUGAGCGACGAAGAAAGAGCGGCGAUUGAUCGUAGACUACUAUGGCAACUCGAUAUCCGCCUCGUGCCAUGGCUCAGUCUACUGUAUCUCGUCUCGUUCCUUGACCGGACAAAUAUCGGCAACGCAAAGCUCGUCGGUCUAAAAACAGAUCUAAAUAUGACGAAUGCCCAAUACAAUGCAGCACUGACUAUAUUUUUCGUCUCGUACUCGGUCUUCGAGCCCGCGACCAACGUCCUGUUAAAGCGGAUGCGGCCGAGCGUAUUUAUCCCACUCAUUAUGAUGGCAUGGGGAAUUUGCAUGACCUUCAUGGGCUUCGUAAAGAACUACCACGGGCUGAUGGCAGUCCGCUGGUUCCUAGGCCUAUCGGAAGCCGGUCUAUUCCCAGGAGUGGGCUAUUUCCUCUCAUGCUGGUAUAAGCGCUCAGAAUUCGGCGUACGAAUGGCGAUUUUCUUCUCGGCGGCGGCGCUCGCAGGUUCAUUUGGUGGUCUGCUAGCAGCAGCGAUUGCGAAGAUGGACGGCGUGGCCGGCAAGCCAGGCUGGUCGUGGAUUUUCAUCCUGGAAGGCCUUCUUACGUUCUUCAUUGGUAUUGCCUCAUUUUGGUGUGUCUAUGACUUCCCCGAUCAGGCGCGGUUCUUGUCGGAUCCCGAUCGCAAGCGCGUGCUCAGGCGACUCGCUAUGGAUCAGCAGUCGAGUGCUGAGCAUGAGGAGUUCAAGAUGGAGUACUUCUGGUCGAGUCUGAAGGAUUGGAAGACUUAUACUGGGGCUGUGAUUUAUAUGGGGGCUGAUGGGUCGCUUUAUGCGUUCUCGCUUUUCGUGCCUACUAUUAUCAAUGAAUUAGGUGAAUAUUAA
Messenger RNA from Penicillium roqueforti, 963 nucleotides. RefSeq lists its product as uncharacterized. The record is from RefSeq and is a predicted model, not a curated record. Gene Ontology annotation, cellular component: membrane. The transcript has 5 exons. Bases 1 to 963 code for a protein of 320 amino acids. Gene Ontology annotation, biological process: transmembrane transport. Gene Ontology annotation, molecular function: transmembrane transporter activity. NCBI's taxonomy places the organism in Eukaryota, Fungi, Ascomycota, Eurotiomycetes, Eurotiales, Aspergillaceae.